Myodes glareolus (Bank vole) is the source of this 715-nucleotide messenger RNA. It is a transcript of the gene Cox5a, whose product is annotated as cytochrome c oxidase subunit 5A. Gene Ontology annotation, biological process: mitochondrial electron transport, cytochrome c to oxygen. Lineage: Eukaryota; Metazoa; Chordata; Mammalia; Rodentia; Cricetidae. The record is from RefSeq and is a predicted model, not a curated record. Gene Ontology annotation, cellular component: respiratory chain complex IV; mitochondrial inner membrane.
GGGCCUCCGGCUCCGCCCAGCGUGCGUCGGUGCGUGAGUCCGGCCCCCACGAGCUGCUGAGCCGCCCGCGAGCUCACACCGGCUUCUCUUCAGCCUCAGCCAGUGCGCUGUGGUCGCCGUCAUGCUUGCCGCUGCCCUUCGUCGCUGUACCGUAGCCGCGGCCGCCCGAGGCUUUCUGCACCCCGUCUCGGCCCCCAGCCCCGCCGCCGCUGUCCAGUCCAUUCGCUGCUAUUCUCAUGGAUCACAUGAGACAGAUGAGGAGUUUGAUGCUCGCUGGGUGACGUACUUCAACAAGCCAGACAUCGAUGCCUGGGAAUUGCGUAAAGGGAUGAACACACUUGUUGGUUAUGAUUUGGUUCCUGAGCCUAAAAUCAUUGAUGCUGCUUUGCGUGCGUGUAGACGGUUAAAUGAUUUUGCUAGUGCUGUUCGCAUCUUGGAGGUUGUUAAGGACAAAGCAGGACCCCAUAAGGAAAUCUAUCCCUAUGUCAUCCAGGAACUUAGACCGACUUUAAAUGAACUGGGAAUUUCCACUCCAGAGGAACUGGGCCUUGACAAAGUGUAAACUCCCCUCUAUGGGCUUCCCAAGGACUCACUGCUAUUGCUACUUGAUUAAAACAGUCGCCUGGAAAUUUUAUUUGAACAAAUUUUCCUUUGAGUAUCAAACCAUGUAAUAGUAACUUGGACUUUAAUAAAGGGAAAUGAGUUUGAACUGAAA